AUGCGAGGGCAUGCGAGGUUUGGACAAGGUGGGAAACUGAACCCGAGAUACAUCGAACCCUACCCGGUGAUUGCAAAAGUAGGAGCUGUAGCGUAUCGUCUUGGACUACUAUCAGAGUUGGGAAACGUGCAUGACGUAUUCCACGUAUCAAUGUUGCGGAAGUAUGUGGCAGAUCCUUCCCAUGUGAUACAACUGCAGGAAUUGGAGUUCACCAGUGCUAUGCGUUUUCGGGACGAACCGCUACAGAUCGUUGACCGGAAAGUCAAGAAGGUACGAACCAAAGAAGUACCGCUCGUCAAAGUGGUAUGGAGAAGUCAAGGGGUUUCCGACAUGUCAUGGGAAUCCGAGGAAGAGAUGCGUAAUACUUAUCCCCAUCUGUUUGUUUAA
Messenger RNA from Tarenaya hassleriana, 387 nucleotides. RefSeq lists its product as uncharacterized. The coding region runs from base 1 to 387 and encodes 128 amino acids. The record is from RefSeq and is a predicted model, not a curated record. The transcript has a single exon. NCBI's taxonomy places the organism in Eukaryota, Viridiplantae, Streptophyta, Magnoliopsida, Brassicales, Cleomaceae.